UUUGAUUUCCUUCCGUAGUUGAAUUCCAGCGCACCGCCGCAGCAGCCUCUUCUUCAUUCUGACUCUCUCCAUCUCGCUCGCUCUGAUGGACUCUCUGCUAGCAAACUACGCCUCUUCCGACGAAGAAGAAGAUCAAAAACCCCACCACCACCAACUACAACCACCUCCAAACCCUUCUUCUUCUUCUUCUUCUCUUUUCUCUUCUCUGCCCAAACCCAAACCCGAACCUUCAUCCUUCUUCAAUUCCCUUCCUCCUCCAAAACAAACCCAAUCAAAUCCUCCCCACCAAGAAGACCAAGACUCAAAACCCACCUCAAGAUCUUCUUUUUUCUCCUCUCUACCCAAACCCAAACCCAAACCCUCCUCUCUCUUCCAAUCCCUUCCCAAACCAAAACAAGAAGAAGAAGAAGAAGACAUAAAACCCCCUUCUUCUGUUUUCUCUUCUCUUCCUCCCCCCAAAUCCCAAAUCCCUAACAAACCCGUCUCCAAUUCCUCAUCUUCUCCUGCCCAAAUCCCCAAAAGGGUCGUCCAAUUCAAGCCUCCCAUCAACCCAUAUUUCGCAAACUCUUCCCAUCUCGAAGACGACGACGAUGAGGAAGAAGAAGAAGAGAGGCGGCGGCGAAAAGCCUCGGAGGCCUCGUCGGCGCAACCUUUGUCCGUGACGUCGUUCUUAUCAGCUAUUCCGGCGCCCAGGAACUCGGGUGUGAAUUCCGGUUUAGGUUCCGGUGUAGGUUCCGGUAGGAGAGCCACCGUUGAAACAGAGUCGUUUGGUUCUAAAGUGGAGAGCGAUGUGGGUUUGGAUCGAAAUGAAAAUGUAGCAAGUUAUGAUGAUCCCCAAUCAAAUUUUGAUCCAAAUGCAGAAGGUUAUGGUGGGUAUGAGAGUUACCAAUAUGGUGUUGACCAAAAUGUGGAUUCUGGGGUUAGUGGCGGUGAUGGUUCGAGCUAUGGUAGUUACAGUGGUUAUGGUGGGUAUAAUGGUUAUGCUGGAAAUCAUGGGAACGAAUGGGCUGAUGGGUCGGGGAGUGCGGCGGCAAUGGGUGUGUCAGGUGAUACUGGGGUUAAAGUGAGUGGGAAGAGGAGGAGGAAUGAUGUCCCAACUGAAAUACUUGAGGUUAAGCAGGAUGAGUUGAUGAAGAAUCGGCCGAGGGAGGACCAAUCCAAGGUGACCGGGAUAGCUUUUGGGCCUUCUUACCAGCCUGUUUCGACGAAGGGGAAGCCGACAAAGCUGCAUAAGAGGAAGCAUCAGAUUGGUUCUCUGUACUUUGAUAUGAAGCAGAAGGAGAUGGAACUUCAGGAGCGGCGUUCAAGAGGCUUCCUUACAAAAGCUGAAACACAAGCCAAGUAUGGAUGGUGAUCCUGGGAAAUAUCAUAUUCUCAUUCUGCGACCAAUUUUUUAUAUUUUGUAUUCUGAAACUGUAUUUUUGAAAAACGUGAGACAGAAGAUAGGAACUUUUCUCUUCAUUUCUGUUUCUUCAAGUAACUACGCUUGUAUCAUUGGCAUUUCAGAAAGAAAAUUUAAAUGUUUAUAUGGCAA
Messenger RNA from Rosa rugosa (rugosa rose), 1534 nucleotides. RefSeq lists its product as uncharacterized. Gene Ontology annotation, cellular component: nucleus. The record is from RefSeq and is a predicted model, not a curated record. NCBI's taxonomy places the organism in Eukaryota, Viridiplantae, Streptophyta, Magnoliopsida, Rosales, Rosaceae. The coding region runs from base 86 to 1354 and encodes 422 amino acids. The transcript is spliced from 2 exons.